GGAUGUACAAAACCCUCUUUUUUUUCUUCUUCCUCAGAAACCCAGAAGAAAAAACCCUCUGGCGGCUGCGAGACCCGUUGUUUCCCCUUCGCCACCAUCUCUCUCUCUUCUUUCUCUCUCUCUCUAUUAGGGUUUUCACCCCCACCUUUUCCUUACCAGUAUAAACCCUCAAUCCUCCUCUAUACCCAGUUCUUUGUUUUGGGAUUUUAGGGUUUUUUUGGUUCAUUUUUAUAUCAUCUCUGUCAACUUUUUUCGCUUUGCUUUAAUACCCUUGUUUGAGAUCUACUACUAUGGCUACUGUUGCUUCACCUCCUUCUACAGAUCAAGCUGCAGAUUUGCUUCAGAAGUUGUCAUUGGAUGCUCAGGCCAAGCCUGUUGAGAUUCCGGAGCCGACGAAAAAGCAAUCUGCUAAUCAGUAUGGGUCCAUUGAUUCUGGGAAUGCUGCUAUUAGUCAAAUUCCAAAUGAACGGUCUGUGACUCCAUUUUUACAGGAAUUCAUGGAUCCAAGCAUGUGCUAUCUUCCUAAUGGAUAUCCGUCUUAUUACUAUGGAGGGUUUGAUGGGACUGCAAAUGACUGGGAUGAUUAUUCAAGAUACACAAAUUCAGAUGGGGUUGAAAUGACUUCUGGAGUCUAUGGAGAUAAUGGAUCUCUUAUGUAUCACCACGGUUAUGGAUAUGGACCCUAUGGUCCUUAUUCACCUGCAGCUUCUCCGGUUCCCUCUAUGGGGAAUGAUGGCCAGUUGUACGGACCUCAGCACUACCAAUAUCCUCCAUACUUUCAGCCUCUUACUCCGACCAGUGGGCCGUAUACUCCUAGUCCCACAACAGUUCCUCCAACACAGGGAGACAUUUCUACCUCUGCGGCCACUGAGCAAAAGCCAAUUCCUGUGGAAACAACUAAUCCAAAUGGUACUGGCUUGACAAAUGGUGGGGGAACAAAGGGAAACAAUGGUGCAGCUCCGAUGAAAUCUUCAUAUCAAAAUUCAACAUUUGGUUCAAAUGCCUAUGCAAGGGGUGCUUUGCCAGGGCAUAUUCCUGCUUCUGGUUAUCAAGAUCCCAGAUAUGGCUAUGAUGGGUUGAGGAAUUCUUUCCCAUGGUCAGAUGGUCCACUGUACUCAGAUGGACAGUCUAGGCUUGUCAGUAGCUCUACUAUUACCUCUUCUAUCUCAAAUGCAAACAACAUACCUUCUUCAAGGAGUCCAAGCUUCCGUCCCGGAUCUCACUAUGUAGGUUUUCCUCAUCCUAGACCCAUGUCAGGAAUGAAUACCACCCAGGGUUAUAUAAACCGGAUGUACCCCAAUAAGUUGUAUGGUCAAUUUGGAAACACAGUGAGAUCUGGUGUAGGGUUUGCCUCACAUGGUUAUGAUUCAAGAACUAAUGGGCGUGUGUGGCUUGCGGUGGACAACAAAUUUAAGCCUAGGGGUCGAAAUGGUGGGUAUUAUGGAUAUGGAAAUGAGAAUAUGGAUGGUUUGAAUGAACUGAAUAGGGGACCAAGAGCUAAGGGUAGCAAGAACCAGAAGGGAUUUGUGCCUAGUGUUCUAGCUGUGAAGGGGCAACUUUUACCACCAAUGAACGCUACAGAUGAGGAAGAGAAAGAUAAGGUGUCUACUCCAGACCGUGAUCAAUACAACAAAUCAGAUUUUCCUGAAGAAUACGCUGAGGCCAAAUUCUUUGUUAUUAAAUCAUACAGUGAAGAUGAUGUGCAUAAAAGUAUCAAGUAUAAUGUUUGGGCUAGUACACCUAAUGGCAACAAGAAACUUGAUGCUGCAUACCAGGAAGCUCAAGAGAAGGCUGGUGGUUGUCCCAUUUUUCUUUUCUUUUCGGUCAAUACCAGUGGGCAAUUUGUUGGCCUUGCUGAGAUGAUUGGACCAGUCGACUUUCAGAAGAACUUGGAAUACUGGCAACAAGACAAAUGGAACGGCUGUUUCCCUGUUAAGUGGCAUGUAGUGAAGGAUGUUCCCAACAGUCUUUUGAAACACAUCAUUCUUGAAAACAAUGAGAACAAGCCCGUUACCAAUAGCAGAGACACACAGGAGGUCAAGCUGGAGCCUGGCCUUAAGAUGGUUAAAAUCUUUAAGGAGCAUGUGAGCAAAACAUGCAUAUUGGAUGAUUUUGGUUUCUACGAGGCUCGACAAAAGACAAUCCAAGAAAAGAAAGCCAAGCAGCAGCAGUUCAAGAAACAGGUUUGGGAAGGGAAGCCUACUGAUGAGAAGAAGGAAGUUUCUGAAGUAGUGGAUGUGAAAACACCAAAGCCAGUUGAAGCUACAAAUGAUUUGGUAAAGGAGGAAACAAAGAUCUCAGAGAAUGGAUCAGUUUUGAAAACUGUAGAUGCCCCAAAGGGCAGCGCAAAACCAGUUACAACAACACCAUCAGAGAAGAGAAGUGGUGUAGCAAACGGAUACUAAGUGUGCGGGUGGUGGUUUAGCUGUCUUCUUCUCCCCCUCCUCCUCUGCCUGCAGUUUAAUGGAAGCUUCUUGGUACAAGGAGUUUUGUCAAAAGUUUUGCUGCUUUGGAUAUAUAAAAAAAGGAACAAGCUACUGGCUAGUUUCUCUCCAUACUUAUUUUGGCUACAAUUAUGGAAUAUGUCUCUUCUUGCUUUUGCUAGUCUCCAGAAUGAAUCCACAAUACUACUGAUGAUGAUGCUUUUUAGAUUUUUUACAAAAUCAAUGGGUGGUGAGAGCUGAGUUAAAAUGAUGACGAUGAUGAGAUGAUGAUGAUGCAGUCAGGUCUCAGUUCAUUAGACAACAUCUCUUCUUUUUGAGUUCUAUUAUUUUAAGUGGGUGGCAAUUUUAACAGGGUUUUGGUUUCUAGGAUUGUAGCUUUUCUUUUUCUUUCUUUUUCUCCUCUUCUAGUGUUUAGUGGCUUUUUUUUCCUCCUCAUAUCUAUUAAGAUCAAGUUCUUUUUA
Molecule: messenger RNA, 2905 nt
Organism: Cucumis melo (muskmelon)
Lineage: Eukaryota; Viridiplantae; Streptophyta; Magnoliopsida; Cucurbitales; Cucurbitaceae
Product: YTH domain-containing protein ECT2
Exons: 9
Coding region: 291-2405 (704 amino acids)
Biological process (GO): mRNA destabilization
Cellular component (GO): cytoplasm
Molecular function (GO): mRNA binding
Source: RefSeq, a predicted model, not a curated record